ACAUCUGUCCUGUCAUGCCCCCCAGAAUGCUGGAGUGCCUUGGGAAUUUCUGCGUGCAGUGAAAACAGAAUCCGUCAUUUGCCUCCGUCAGCGAGGAGGCAGCAGGCCCUGCAGAGCAGAGACACGGACGGAAAUGCGUGGGAUGAUGCGAGAGAGUGAGAAGCGUUCUGAUGUCGUAUCGUGUCGUCUCUCCUAUCAUGUCGUGUCUCCGAUCGUGUCUCCUCUCCGAUUGUGUCGUCUCUCCGCUUACGCCCUACGCGCUUAGGUCAAUCCGUCCGCAGGUCUAGAAGGGUCACGUGUCAAAAGUAAGGGAGGAGUCUGGAACGUACGCUGUACUAUGUGUGACUUACGGAGACACCUGGAGCGAUAGUAGGCUGCGAAAUUCUGUGGAGGACCUAUUACGAAGAAUUUGCAGCUGGUGUUCGGGGUAGUAACUAUUGUAGCCAACCUAGGUAUAGCAGUCUCGCGUUGGUUGACGGCAAAAUGGGUUACGGCGUGCCUAUCGGUGACUGGACGACGUCAUGCACGGAUUGCCACGAAGACUGUGGAACCACGUGCUGUGCGCUGUUCUGUCCGUGCGUCCUCGUGGGUCGAACAACGGAAAUCGUCACCGACGGCGGCUCAGACGCGACGACAUCGUGCUGUCUAUUCUUCCUCUUCCAAUUAUGCAUGAUGGGAUGUCUUCAUUCUCAUGGAAUUCGGAACAAGUUACGACAGAAAUACGUCUUGCCUCCACGGCCUUGCGGUGACUGCUUGAUGCACUGCGCGUGCUUGUGCUGCUCCAUUGCUCAAGAGAUCAGAGAGCUAAAGAACCGUGGAUGGGACCCAAAACGAGGUUAUGAAGAGAACAUGCGGAUACUUCAAGCAAGGGGCUUGCCACCUCCGCCACAGUCGAUGCUGCGCUGAUGCGGUGUUGGCCUACAAACUUUUCAUCGCGUUCAAACUUCACCGGGCAUUUGACCUGCCCGGUUCCUUCACAGACGCCACCUGGCCCAGUAGCCCUGUCUGGCAGUCAAAAUCAGCAUAAGCUUUCUGGCAGACAUGGAGAGCAUAGGUGGCGGGAAGUAUCAAGAGCUGACAGUAUUUCCAUUAUUUCUGCUACUACCUCAGCAGCAUACACUGCCAAAUCUAUUUGCUGCAGAUUGGCAUCUCUAACCUUCAGAUGCUGGAUUAGCGGACCACAUCCCCGUGUCUUAGCCAGGAGGACAACCCAUUCAUUCCCCGGUUUCCUACAUGUCCAACCAGUCACGUCAAGAGUCAGAGUGGGCAGACAUUCCCCCCUUACUUCCUGACCGUCCCACAACCUUCAAAACUUCCCCCCCAAAUCGCUCGCUCGGUCCCUCUACUCAUGCUUGUAGAUCAAGGCUGUCGAAUGAUGCUUUAUUUACUAGGUUACUUCAAUAAAGGCUAGGAAAAAUAGCACCAGGAAGCCAAUAUGGGCAUCUAUGCUGUAUUGAGAUUUUGCCUCAACCAAUUAACUAACAAUAUUAAG
This is a messenger RNA of Closterium sp. NIES-67, 1492 nucleotides long. Lineage: Eukaryota; Viridiplantae; Streptophyta; Zygnematophyceae; Desmidiales; Closteriaceae. The record is from the annotation of a GenBank genome assembly.